This is a messenger RNA of Yamadazyma tenuis ATCC 10573, 354 nucleotides long. The record is from RefSeq and is a predicted model, not a curated record. NCBI's taxonomy places the organism in Eukaryota, Fungi, Ascomycota, Pichiomycetes, Serinales, Debaryomycetaceae.
AUGGAAGAACUUGGUCUGUAUUCUCAUAUCAAUCUUGAAUCUUACUGUGUGAAAAAUGCACUUAGAGAAGCUUUGAACAAUUGCCAAAAGCAUGGGGUCGAGUCGUUGGAUUUGGAAACCAAAAAAUCUCUGGCCCUCUCUUUGACAUUGUGUGAGAUGGGAAAUUUGAGGUUAAAGCCUCCAGAAGUAUGUCAGAACCCUAUCAGUGUUAAUGACUGUAUAAGCUCGUUAGAGAAGGUUCCACAAUAUUGGACUCUUUUCAGUGGUAACUACAGGGAAAUUAGGAAGAUUUGUUUCGAGGAGUCCUUGCCUUUUGAAAAAGACCAGAUAUUAGAAGUGUAUAACAAUAUCACC